AUGGCGCCAGCAGCAAAGUCGUCGGUUUUGCUUGACGUGAAGCCGUGGGGCGACGAAACCGACAUGGCCAAGCUGGAGGAAGCCGUGCGUGGCGUCAGCAUGGAAGGCUUGACCUGGGGUGCAUCCAAGCUCGUUGAGGUUGGAUACGGGAUGAAGAAGCUGCAGAUAAUGCUGGCCGUCGUCAACGACCUCGUCUCCGUCGACGGCCUUAUCGAGGACCACCUCUGCGCUGAGCCGAUCGACCAGUACGUUCAGAGCUGCGACAUUGUGAGCUUCAACAAAAUCUGUAAGCAAUUUCGUGCCUGCUUUGAGAUUCCUCGUUGCGUGCUAGCGAUGGCGGAGAAGAUUAGUAUAUGCCCUAGUUAG
Messenger RNA from Hordeum vulgare subsp. vulgare (domesticated barley), 366 nucleotides. RefSeq names its product elongation factor 1-beta-like. Gene Ontology annotation, molecular function: translation elongation factor activity; guanyl-nucleotide exchange factor activity. The coding region runs from base 1 to 366 and encodes 121 amino acids. Lineage: Eukaryota; Viridiplantae; Streptophyta; Magnoliopsida; Poales; Poaceae. Gene Ontology annotation, cellular component: cytosol. The transcript is spliced from 3 exons. Gene Ontology annotation, biological process: translational elongation. The record is from RefSeq and is a predicted model, not a curated record.